AUGGAUAGCUUAAACAUUUUAAUAGAUUCAGGAGAUAGUCAAAGGGAAGAUGUAGAAGUUGAUCACGAUGAUGGUGAUGGCGAUGAUUCACGUUGGGUUCCCGAAAUUGGAAUGUGUUUUUAUUGUGUAGAGGAAGUUAAAACAUAUUAUCAGCAGUAUGCUUUGAAAAAGGGUUUCGGAUGGAGGAUUAGGUCAUCGAAAAAGGGAGAUGAUGGAGAGCUCAACUACAUAAUACUUUCAUGUUCAAGAGGGGGAUCAACUGUUUCAAAAAUUUCAUGCACGUUAAAGACACUACCAUCUCGAGCGAAAAAUUGUCCUGCCAAAAUUUAUGUUAAAAUGAAAGAAGAUGGUUUGUGGUACAUUACACAAUUUGAAUCUAUCCAUUCUCAUGAAACUAGCCCUACGAAAGCUAGAUUGUUCAAGGCCAACAAGAAAAUGAACUUACACGUGAGAAGAAAAAUCCAAAUCAAUGUUGACGCGGGAGUAAGGAUCAACAAGACUUUUCAAUCGCUAGUUAAAGAUGCAGGUCGUCAUGAAAAUAUUCCGUUUUGUGAAAAGGACGUGAGGAAUUAUAUUAACAAAGAACGUCGUGCAAUUGGAAAAGAAGGUGAUGGUAAGGCUUUGAUAAGUUAUUUUUGUAAAAUGAGGGAACAAAAUACAAAUUUCUUCUAUGACAUAGAUUUGGAUGAUGAUUUUCAUGUGAGGAAUGUAUUUUGGGCGGAUGCAAGAAGUAGAGCCGCUUAUGAAUAUUUUGGUGAUGUUGUAACUUUCGAUACAACAUACUUGACUAACAAGUAUGACAUGCCUUUUGCUGCAUUUGUAGGUGUGAAUCACCAUGGUCAAUCAACAUUACUUGGUUGUGGAUUACUAUCAGGUGAAGACACAGAUUCUUUUGUGUGGCUUUUCAAGUCAUGGCUUCGUUGUAUGUUAGAAAAACCACCUAUGGGUAUUGUGACCGAUCAAUGUAAGGCUAUGAAAAAUGCUAUUGAGUUAGUCUUCCCUACAACUCGUCAUAGGUGGUGUUUAUGGCAUAUAAUGAAAAAAAUUCCAGAAAAACUUAGCGGAUAUGGUGAAUACAAAAGGAUCAAGUAUGCAAUGAAAGAAGCAGUCUAUGAUACAUUCACAACAGAUGGUUUUGAACAAAAAUGGAGUUUGUUCAUAGAAAAAUUUAAUCUCCAAGAGAAUGAUUGGUUGGGAGGGUUGUAUAUGGAGCGUCAUCGGUGGGCACCAACUUUGUUAAGGAAAUAUUUUUGGGCUGGUAUGUCUACUACGCAGCGUAGUGAGAGCAUACAUGCCUUCUUUGAUGGAUAUAUAAAUUCUACAACAAGUCUAAAUCAAUUUGUGAAACAAUAUGAUAAUGCUCUUAGAAGUCGGGCAGAAAAGGAAUUUGAAGCUGAUUUUAAUUCGAUGGAUACAACAAUUCCAUGUGGGUCAAACUCGACCAUUGAGAAGCAAUUCCAAAAUAAGUAUACUCAUGCCAAAUUCAAGGAAAUUCAAGUGGAAUUCAGAUCUAAAAUGAAUUGUUCUACCUCAUUGAAAGGCGUGGAAGGUUGCUUUGCUACGUAUCAUGUGUUAGAGGAGAUAUUAGUUGGAGAGAUACGUAAAGAGCGAGUCUUAAAAGUUGUACUUAACAAGGAAAACCAUGAUUUCAAAUGUGAAUGCUCAUUGUUUGAGUUUAGAGAAUUGAAGCCAAAAAUGGACAAGUUUGACAAAUUAUGCAAACACUUUUAUGAGGUUGCUGAAGUAGCUGCUGAUUCAGAUGAGACUACUGAUGACCUCCAUGAAACAUUACAUUUGUUUAGCUCCAAUAUGUCCAUAAAGGAUAGUGUAGUUGUUGAAGAGAAUAUCAAUGAGGAUUCCAAUCCAAUCAAUAGUAAUCACAUUCGUAGCCCAAAACAUGUCAAGCGCAAAGGUCGUCCUCCAUCUAAAAGAAAAAUAUUUGUCUCUGAUACGAUUGUUAAGAGGUCAAGGAAGCAAACCAAAAAAAGUGAUCACAUUGAGCUUACUACAGAGUGCAAUAUUGGAAUGGUGGGAAGUCAGCUCGGAAGUAACAUUUGUGUAGAAUCAUCUCUUGAGGUUGUUAAUGGAGGACAUUGCUUAAAUUCAAAUAUCGUGGUUGGAGGUAAUAUGUCAUUCAUGGAUCUUUUGACAACAUGUGAAACACCUUUGGUGGGUUCAUCUCAAGUUUGUACAAAUUGA
Messenger RNA from Vicia villosa (hairy vetch), 2199 nucleotides. RefSeq names its product protein FAR-RED IMPAIRED RESPONSE 1-like. Gene Ontology annotation, molecular function: zinc ion binding. The record is from RefSeq and is a predicted model, not a curated record. The transcript is spliced from 4 exons. Bases 1 to 2199 code for a protein of 732 amino acids. NCBI's taxonomy places the organism in Eukaryota, Viridiplantae, Streptophyta, Magnoliopsida, Fabales, Fabaceae. Gene Ontology annotation, biological process: regulation of DNA-templated transcription.